AUGAGCAGAUUGAGUAUCUACGAACAAAAACCACCGAAUUGGCGGCUGCCAAUCUCCUCUACGUCAUUAGAAUAUCCAGAUUACCAGCCACCAAUUCCAGGCAAGGAUGAGGAUAUCAUCAACCAGAGUACCGUGCGGAAUGGCUACACAGCGCCCCCAGCGGUACAGAACGAAACGUUUAGCUGCCACCAGCUAAUUAUAGACAGCCUACAAACCAAUAACGUUGCUCAAAAUCUAAAUUUCAUCUUCAAAUCAGCAUUGGACAUUCGACACACCCGAAAUCACCCGCAAUCAAACUAUAUUAGAGAUGGCGGUGGUGCGGAUGCUCAUAUAUACUUCCAGCAGCUCGCAUCUCCCGAAAUCCCGCUUCAAUCUCUCCUUAAACUCCCCAGGAACCUAAAGCCAGAAUCUAUCCUAAAUCACCUGGAACAGCACCACGUGGAUCCACAGAGAUCCGUUUGGCUGGUCAAGCUAGCUAGCAGACAAUCCUCCAACUACACGCAGCUAUCGAUGGAAUGGUCCAAUCUCCUCACUCAGCGCCUAUCUAGUAAGCUUGUUGAGCUUCCGAUUCCUGAGAGUACAAGCACUCCAAACGGCUCAUCCACCACGAAUCACUUGAACAGCCAUUCCUGGCUUUCUCAGUUUUCUUUCUUACUCGACAUUCUACGCGCUUUCAUCGCUAAUGGCUUAUUAGAUAGUCUCACUCUCCAUCAGUGGCUGUUAAACCACCUCAAGCACAUCCAUCUCGCUAGACUCCCUCUGAUUGCUACACUCGCGCUGGAGAACAUUGAAGCUUUCUACUCGUCGCAUCAACUCAGUAAUGUUUUAGUGGCAGCUGCAUGUCGCCGUAUCAUCGAGCUCAGGGUGGCUCAUGCCAAUGAGCACUUGACUUGUCUUGCUCGCUCACUCGAGCGUAUUAUCGUUCUCACAUUUGAUCGCUUUUCGUAUUCAUUCAUAUCCCCAAAACUCUGGCUGGAAUUUUCACCCCUGUUUCAGUCCCUGCUCCACACGCAUUCUAUUUACCCGGAAAUCAAGCUGCGCAAUAACAGACUACUUUACGGUAACAAAGAUAAGGCACACACAUACACACACUACUGCCCUCGUCAAUCCCUCAUGCGCGAUAUCAACGUCCUUGAUUCAAUUAACACCCAUACCAACAUACGUGCCUUGGCGUUGGACUUUUUCGAGCCUAGCAAUCACAGCAACGCACGCUCUUUUACAGAUAAAGUAAAUACUUUGCUCGAAUGGGCUGUCAGCGACUACCGCAGCAGCCAGCACAGAUGCUACGCUGUUGCUACUCUCCUGCGUUUCUACGUCUCUCUUCAACUCAAACUCAACCAAAAACCUUGCUCAAAAGACGCUAUUAAACACGAAAUACAGCAUCUCGUUUUUGUUUGGCUAGAAGGGGAGUCUAGGGGGCGCAGAGAGUGUGAUAUCCAUAAGCUUCUCAGCGAGCUUGUUAGGAGACGCGUUUUCAACUACAGUCUGUACAUGCAGCAUAUUAUAGCAUCCGGACUGAUGGCCAACCCGAAAAAGAAGGCCAUUCACUCAAACGUACUUCUCAACAUGCCUCUCUUCGAUGCUUCGAUAUCUGUUGUCAAUCUCCGCCGUAUGGCCAUGGAUUGCGAUGUCAACGCUAGUUGCGAGAAAUCAAUGGAAAAUCUUACGCGCAAUUUUCGCGCACUCUUACCCAGGCUGUAUAAGAAGACGGAGAGUAUCCCUGCAAUCACCACACUCGAUUUGGAGAAUACAUUCAGCCCAUACAAGAAAUUACCGCUCUUCUACCAGUACCGCGCUAUACACAGCAACCUACUCCCAUCAGUUGCAGCCUUUACCGAUGCUAAAACGGGCGAAUCGAGGUUAGGUGUGGAAGAGCUCGCUACUAUCAUCAGCAUACUAGAGUACUUUGAAGACUACGCAUCGGUCCACGCACUGAUAGAGGGUUUGCUACCGACGAUAAAUAACCGUCAGGUAUUGUUCUUGCUGAUGGACGCAAUCCGCCGCAGCUGGACGGUGCUGGUUAGUAUGAACGCGAUGGCGGCGCUGACAGUGAAGUUCAUAGCCAAGUAUGACAUGGUCCACUCAAGUGGGGGGCAAGUACGACCGCUGGUACUUCUGCUCGUGACAGCGCGAGAGCACAUGCAGCUACCUGCGCACCUCGAGCGACCAGUGCAGGAAGCCGUCUCCUCGCUGGAAAAGUCCCUCACGACGACCGUGUCGUCAUCCGCCCCCCCGCGAAGCAUUGCGGAUGUGCAGAUGCUGCUACAUGACAACAGUGCGGCAAACGCAGCAGACCUGGCGACGACGCUGUGGUACCGUCACUCGGCACAUACCCAAUGGGGUGCGUCGGUGUGGGAGGGAGUUCUCGAUGCGCUGCGCGUCGGCCACGCUCGCGACAUCGCUAUUACUAAGCACCACCUCACUUGCUUCGCGGUGUUCCUACACGAAGUCAACAACCGCGCUGCGGGCGGGCUCGAGCGGUACAUUACGGCGAGUCUCGCUGCUCAUCCACAGACUCUGCUUGGGGGGGAGCUGGAGCUGAGCGAUGCAGUAAAAAGCAUAGUCGUUCAGAUGGUCGUGCGAAGGGUCGUCCAAACUACCGCUUUUAUCGAGGACGUCUAUCUGCCCCUGAUGUCGCGCGGGGUGGGCGCAAAGGUGGUGGUCUGUCUUAACAAUAUACUGCUGGCGGUGCUGGCGCCUGAGACGCAGCCGCCCAUGGUGCUCAGCGAUUAUCAACACCUCGUCACUCGCAGAGGGAAGGCUUACAGACAGCCGCACCUCGCCAGACUCGCUCAAGUCCUGCCCACCCUCGUCGCACUCGAAGUGGGCGGGAGCGGGAACGGGAAUGAGUGCGCCGAUGGAAAUCCCCCCCAUCUCUCAGAAUCUGCCAAAAACAGCUGCAGGGCUCUCCGCGAGGCGCUGUCCGCUCAGAAGGUCUUCGCGGCCGCGUGCAUGCGCAACAUGGACAGCGUGUACGACGCCCUCAUGUCGCGUGCAACCGUACACACGCAGCAGCUGUCCAUCGACACACUCAAGGCACUCACCUCGUUCGGACCUGCAGACACGACCGACUGCGAUAUCGCCGCGCUCACCUCGGAGGCGAACCCAUGGACGUUCUGUCGGCACAAGAUUGCCCUCCGGAUCGUCCUUAAUUACGGCAGCCACGCGCAGACGUGUCGCGCUGUCAUGUCCGACCUGCUACCCAAGAUGCAGGCCAACGGACUGGUGAAGGAUAUGCUGAGAGGCAUUAAUGGCCGCGCGGGCACUGAGCUCGCCAACAUGAGCUUCGACAAGAUCUUGAGGCUCCUGCUCUCUCUCAAGAACGCUAUCGACGCUAAUUGGCUGGCGGAUGAGUCGCGUGUCGCCGCUGAAAUAUACGCCACUGUCGAGUCUAUAUCUGACGUUCUCCUCUUUCAUAAAGCCGUCUUACCGGCUUUCGAUAAGGACAUAUACACCAAUACAGUCACCAAUCUGACGAGCUGUUUCCACGCAAUCUUUGCUCCGCGCGAGGAAGCACUGGAGAACGGCGAGGUUGUCGAAGACAGCGGGAGUGGGAGUAAUAGUGAUAACGACGGGCAGUCGCUCGAGGUGUUGUGCAAGUUGCUGCAGUUGCUGCUGCGCACGCCCGACGCGUCGACCGACCUGAAUAGUCCUUAUCUCGGACUCGGCGAUGCAGUGCUCCCGUACCUUCUGCGCCGUCUCACCGCGGUGCACGACGAGACGACGUACGACACCGCAGUAGCCAUUCUCGACGCUCUGCCAGAAACGCCACGGAAGGCAUUCGAUGCGGUGGACACUGCGAAUGCUUCUCUCUCGUCGGAGGUCAUACGACUGCUCCCCCCACCCCAGACGCCCUCCGCCGCCAGCCAAACAAGCCACACGUGGGAGCUGCUCGACCAGAUUCCCGAGUCUGAGGGCGGUGAUAGGCGCGUGCAGUUCAACGCCCCCCAACUGCAUAAGUGGCUCGACGCCCGCCUCGUUAACGAUCACCUCCUUCACGCUAACAAGCACAUACCGCUUGAGUACGAGAGGAACGUGCCUGGAGAUGGCCUGGAGGCGGGCCCUGUGCUUGCGUAUCAGUUCAGGAGGUCCUUGCGCACCGUGGAUCAGAUUAUGGGCAUGAACUCAGUGGCCGAUGUUGGGGAUGAGGGUAGUGUUGAUGCCGAUGGCGAUCUCGCCUUUCAUUCUAACCUAAAAAAACGUAAGGCUGACGGAGAAGAGGGGGGACUGAGUAAUGGCAGCGUUGACAGCCUCGGUAGCUUCGCGCAGGCUAUCAUCCACCCUGCACAGCCUCUCGCCACCACAACCACGCAAGCACGAAGAACAUCACAUAGACGUCGCAUCACAAGGUCUCUCCUCACCGAGACGAAGCCUGUGCAGAAUUACAACGCUUUCGUCGGAAACCUCGUCAGCCUCAAGGUAACGUCCGGCGUGCACGCGAAGCGGCUCGAUGCACUUUGUGCGAGUGUGCAAUCCGUCGCCGAUAAAAUCGAAUUCACCAGCUCAGCCAGCGGAUUCCUCAUCGUGAAGGGGAAAUGCGAUUGCAGGGCUAAGGAUAUCGGAAAGCUCGUUUACGAUAAAUUGGAUAGGCUGGUUCUCGACGACAUCACUAACGCGUCUGGGUGGUUGCUCGUUCUGCUCGUUUCGCUCGCUCAAGAUCCCUCAACUGGAUUACCUGCCUUCUCUAACGAUGCCUUCCCGCUCGCUGAAUCAGCUGCUCCAAUUGUCUUUGUCUUCUCUGUUUUCUCUGUCUCUUCCUCUCUCCCUUUUUGUCUACUGCCUGAGCACCCUUCUCAAUUGGUGUUAUACCCGGCUUCUCCGGGCUGCGCGCGUCCAAUACCUCAAUGCAACCGCGUGACGCAACAAACACAAUCGUAG
Wallemia ichthyophaga EXF-994 is the source of this 4878-nucleotide messenger RNA. Its product is annotated as Mediator of RNA polymerase II transcription subunit 12. The transcript is spliced from 6 exons. Gene Ontology annotation, biological process: regulation of transcription by RNA polymerase II. The record is from RefSeq and is a predicted model, not a curated record. Lineage: Eukaryota; Fungi; Basidiomycota; Wallemiomycetes; Wallemiales; Wallemiaceae. The coding region runs from base 1 to 4878 and encodes 1625 amino acids. Gene Ontology annotation, molecular function: transcription coregulator activity. Gene Ontology annotation, cellular component: mediator complex.